Molecule: messenger RNA, 729 nt
Organism: Eimeria maxima
Lineage: Eukaryota; Apicomplexa; Conoidasida; Eucoccidiorida; Eimeriidae
Exons: 1
Coding region: 1-729 (242 amino acids)
Source: RefSeq, a predicted model, not a curated record
AUGAUGCGGCAAGGGAGGUGGCUGCUCUUGCCACUUCUACUGGCAUUUGCAGAAGGGGCCCUUACCUCUUCUGGUCAGGCGGUUGCUCAGGGCUCGCACUCGUUGUUUGAGGGUCAGGCAUUCAAGGCAAAGCGUACAGGUGCUGUCGCAGAAGAAUUUUACAGUUCUCGUCAGAGCGGAAGACCAGAGAACGGCAUCGCGGCAGGUGAGUUGGGAGAGGCUGGUGCUGUGAGUGCGGAAGCCCUAACAUCCAAGACGCUGCACCAGCAUAAACAGCAGAUGGCUGCUUCUAUAACUGGUCCCCUUAAUAUGUUCAUAUUAGCGUGCAUAUUGAUGCUUAUAGCCGGGCAUUACAUAUCCCGGAACCUACCGGCAAAACAGAUGAAAGGUGAUGAUUGGCGUCCGGAUUAUCAAGAGUUCACGAAGGUCGUGUAUGGCUCUUGGCCCAAUAUUAUCCUUGCAUACAGCGUCACGUUGCUUUGGAUGUGGGCAAUCUUGAAACUGGCAGUUGGCUUAGCAAAAGCUGCAGCCUCUACAAUAUACAACAAUGUGUAUCUCCGUCUGGCUAUCUCCAAGAAACAGAUGCUGCUGCAACUGAAGCUGCAGCUAGAGAAUAUGUUGCAGCAUGAGCAGCUGCAGGAGCAGCAGCAUGAGCAGCUGCAGGAGCAGCAGCAUGAGCAGCUGCAGGGGACACCUGGUGUGGAUGGCAUGCCUAGUGAUGGCCGCUGA